AUGGAUGGACUUUAUUUGCCUAAUGGGCGUCAACUUGCAUUAAUUGAUCGUGAUUGGAUUCUUGACGAAUUACCACAUUUAGGAAAUCCUGACGAUAAUUCAGACACUAAUUAUUUACUUGCAUCAGCAGCAGCUUCUAAUUGUAAUACUAGUAUAGCAUUAGGUGGUUCAACAGGUCGAACUACAUCAACUUUUGGAACAGGAAGUAGUUCAUCACACGAAGCAUCUCCUCAUACAGUCGGUGGAACUGGUAGAACUGUAGAUAGGACAGGAACUAUUAGUGGAAGUACAGGAGUUAGUUAUCAUCAUAAUUUAUCAUAUAAUCUAGACGAAUUUGAAAGUGAUUUAACAUUGCUUUCAGAAAUUGUUGACGAAACACACAAUAAGUGGUCUGAUUUUGGACUUAAUCAAUUACUUACAUCAUACGCACGUUCAAUUCGACCAGUAUUUAAAUAA
Molecule: messenger RNA, 456 nt
Organism: Rotaria sordida
Lineage: Eukaryota; Metazoa; Rotifera; Eurotatoria; Philodinida; Philodinidae
Source: the annotation of a GenBank genome assembly